Messenger RNA from Gossypium raimondii (Peruvian cotton), 414 nucleotides. RefSeq lists its product as uncharacterized. The record is from RefSeq and is a predicted model, not a curated record. Bases 1 to 414 code for a protein of 137 amino acids. Lineage: Eukaryota; Viridiplantae; Streptophyta; Magnoliopsida; Malvales; Malvaceae. The transcript has a single exon.
AUGGACUCUGCUGAAGAUAUUUUCGAUUCAUCGCUAAAUCUAGAAGAAACCCAUUACCAAGAAGGUUACAAAGAAGGCUACAACCACGGCGUAACGACCGGCAAGGAAGAGGGAAAGGAAGUGGGUCUUAAAACUGGCUUCGAAACAGGAGAAGAGCUCGGUUUCUACAAGGGCUGUGUCGAUGUGUGGAACUCUGCCAUUCAAAUCGAUCCAACCCGGUUCUCCACUCGGGUUCAAAAGGGGAUUAAGCAAAUGCAGGAACUAAUCCAGAAGUACCCUGUUAUGGAUCCCGAAGACGAAAGCGUCCAAGAAAUUAUGGAAGCUUUGAGGCUUAAGUUUAGGGUUAUCCGUGCAGCUUUGGGUGUUAAAUUGGAAUAUCUUGGAUACCCAAAACCUAAAGACAUCGAAUUUUGA